AUGGACCCAACAUUCAAGCCUCCUGAUGAUGGCAACGAGGUGGAGAGUGAUGGAAGUGGGAGCAAUGGGGAGGAUAGCCAUGAGGAGAUUGAGGUGGAAGGAGCGGCCUCUGCGUCGGUUCCCCAACAGGCACCUGUACCUCUGAGCCACGACUGGUGUUCAAAGAGUGGAGAUAAGUGGUCUUCAAACCCCGUGGCCCCUAGCAUUACGCCUAAUCCAAUCCCCAUGCCGGGCGUGACUCGACAUGCGCAGUCCAGGAUCCAAGAGGUGGAGGAUGCCUUCCUUUAUUUUCUGUCGGAGGAAAUCCUCAACAAAAUUGCUGGGUACACCAACCUGGAGGGUUGCCGGAGGUACCAGAACUGGCACCCGACCGACACAGUAGAGAUCAAGGCACUGGUUGGGGUGCAGCUGCUGGCUGGAGUCUUCAGGUCUCGGGGCGAGAGCAGCCAAAGCCUGUGGAGCGGACCCAACAAUAGGGCAAUUUUCAGCGCAGUGAUGUCUCUGAAGCGCUUCCAGCAGCUGCUGGGGGCCCUGCGCUUUGACGAUCGUGAGGACCGGGUGUCGAGAUUGAGAGGGGCCCUGGCAGGCGACCCAGACAAGUUUGCCCCGAUCCGGGAAAUAUGGGAAAUGUGGGUCCCCCGUCUCGCAUUCGGGUUCAAUCCGGGGGAGAGGGUCUGCGUGGAUGAACAGUUGGUGGCAAUCCGGGGGCGCUGUUCUUUUAGGCAGUACAUGCCGUCAAAACCAGCAAAGUACGGCCUCAAAAUGUGGGUUCUGUGUGAUGUCGAGACAUCCUAUGCCCUUUACAUCCAGCCCUACCUUGGAAAGGCUAGUCCCAGCGCUCGCCCGGAGAAAGAGCAGGGGAAGCGGGUGGUGCUCGAUUUGGUGGCAGGGCUUCCACGUGGUCACACUGUCACCACUGACAAUUUUUUCACCAGGGCGCUCGGGAAGGAGCUGCUUUCCCACGGGAUCCUGUUGUUGGGCACUCUUCGGCAACAUAAGCCAGAAAUCCCCAUGGAGCUAAAGAAGAUUCGACCCCAAAACAGCUCCCUUUUUGGGUUCAAUGACAUGGCUACAGUGGUCUCCUACAUCCCAAAGAAGGGGAAGAACAUAUUUCUCCUCUCGACCAAGCACCGGGAUGGAGCCACAGCCUUGACCCCCCCGUACAAACCGGCCAUCAUCACUGAUUAUAACAAGAGCAAAGGCGCUGUGGACACUCUGGAUCAGGUGCGCUCCAAAACAUUUAGGCUAUAUGCAUUAAUUUUUUUUACGCUACUUUCUAAAUAUUCUUCUUCCCUGUUGUAUUUUUUUGCAGCUGGUGGGAACCUACACCAGCCGUCGCAAGAGCAACAGGUGGCCCAUGGCGGUUUGGGGAAACAUCUUAGAUAUUUCCGCAUACAACGCCUUGGUGUUGUGGCUCGGCAUUGAUCCACGAUGGGGACAGGGGAAGCUCCAUCGGAGGCGGCUGUUUUUGGAGCAGUUGGGCACUGCCCUGGUAAGGGAGCAGAUAGCACGGCGGUCGAGGGUUCCCCGUGCUCCCAACUCCUCUGCUCUUGUGCUGAGCACCCAGGAGGCCGCCAGCCGACCAUCAAAGGCGAGGUGCUACAUGUGCCCUGUGAAGAAGAGGUUGCGUUGCAGCAAUCAGUGCAACAUCUGCAAGUCUACCACGUGCAUGGAGCACAGCGUCCGUGUGUGCUGCACCUGCAUCGAUAAUCUCCCACAGAUUUGA
Xyrichtys novacula (pearly razorfish) is the source of this 1726-nucleotide messenger RNA. The record is from the annotation of a GenBank genome assembly. NCBI's taxonomy places the organism in Eukaryota, Metazoa, Chordata, Actinopteri, Labriformes, Labridae.